CAGUAUCUAUGGCGCAGUAGUCUUACUUUUGGUUGCUAGGAAACAGUCAACAGUCAGAGCCAGUGGACGUCGAAGGAAAUUCAGCAAGCAUGCCUAAAAAAGCAGGGAAGAAAGGAGGCGGAAAACUUGCCGGGAUGACAGAAGAGGAGAGGCUUCUGUACAUGCAGCAGAAGGCUCAAGCUGAGGAGGAGAUAGCCAAGAGAAAAGAGGACAUGCUCACACACUUCCUCAAGGAUAAACUGCAGAAAGAGGAGAGAAACAGCGUACUGAAUCUCCAUAAGCUGCGGCAGCAGUGGCGCGCUGUUUUAACACAGACCAAGACAGCAGAGCUACGCAAUGACAUGUCAGUGCUCAGCCAGAACUUUGAGCGAGUCCUGGAUUACAAAGACGACAUCAUUAAGAGUUUGGUGGUUGAUCUGUCUGAGAGGGAGCUGCAGUCGGAGCUGGCACGCAGUUCUCAUCUGCACAACGUGGACUAUCUGUUAGAGCUUCAUAGGAGUCGGCUGGCAGAACUAGAGUUGAACUUCAACACAAAUCUAGAAGAACGUGGUUCAGAGUAUAAUACUGAGAGAGAGCAAAUUCUUUCAGAGCACCAGCAGGAGAGUAUGUAUUUGGAGAAGGUGAUGUUUUCCACGGAAAAGCAUUACACUGAUCUUGACAACGAGGCUAGACGUGACUACGAGAGCACUCGCAAUCAAAUAAAAAAACAGAACAAAGAGGAUAAGCAAUCAGUGAAAGAUCAGAUGGAAGGGGUUGUGGAAAAACUAUGGCGGGAACUGCAGCAGGUUUUACACCACUACAAUGAGACCACCAAAGACAGAUUCAUCGCAACUGAGUCUCUGCAAAUCAAGGAUGAACAAAGUGCUAAAGAGAUUGACACGCAUAAAAAGCACAUUCAGAAGUUGCAGGAGUCUGUCUCUGCUCUGCGCUGUCAGCUGAGCUCCAGUCAAACCGGAGGAACAGCUCAGCAGCUUCAUUCAGGCCGUGAAGAGCUCGCCCAGAAAGUUCAACAUUUCAGAGCCCAGCUCGCUGAGGGCCAAACCAUUCGGAGAAAGCAGCUCACCAAACUUACCAUUCAAAGCAACGAUGCUACUAAAAAACUACAAGAGAUUGUAGUCAUGGGGGAAAGGUUGAUUCGUCUCUCUGAGAUGUGUAGUAAGCUGGAGACCGAGUAUGAGAAGGUUCUGCCCUUCUACACAUCCUCACUGAGUGAAGAAGAGCUGAAUAAGGAGAGCGCCAAUGCCAUGGAGCCGCUGAAUGAGAAACUCGCUCAGCUAAUGCUUGACCAUUUGCCUCUUGAGAAGUUCUGGCAACGGUACAACAAGGUUCAGCUUGAACAUUUGUGUCUGAAGCGAGAGAAAACGCUGCUGUUACAGGAGAAUGAACGACUGAGGCUCUAUCUGAAGCAGUAUCUGGAUGAAGUUUCGGUUUCUGAUGAGAGUUUUCGGCAACAGAAGCUUCUGGUGGUGUUGUCUCCUUCUCUUCAGGACACCGUUGCCACUGAGAGACGCGAUCAGAAGCGCUAUGUGGUCCAAGAAGCAGCAAAUGUUGUGCACAAACAGUUUUAGGGAAUAAAAAUGCAAUGCAAGUGUUUCUGGUUGCAAUUAAAAUGUUUUCUGCCUAGCAUUCAAUCAGUUAGUCUGUUUAAUGCAAUGAUCUCAGUACAUUUUAUAUUCAAUUUAUGAUUUUAGCAGACACUUUAU
Molecule: messenger RNA, 1703 nt
Organism: Sinocyclocheilus anshuiensis
Lineage: Eukaryota; Metazoa; Chordata; Actinopteri; Cypriniformes; Cyprinidae
Product: coiled-coil domain-containing protein 65-like
Exons: 9
Coding region: 90-1568 (492 amino acids)
Biological process (GO): cilium-dependent cell motility; axonemal dynein complex assembly; regulation of cilium movement
Cellular component (GO): axoneme; axonemal dynein complex
Source: RefSeq, a predicted model, not a curated record